Spodoptera litura is the source of this 5592-nucleotide messenger RNA. It is a transcript of the gene ace2, whose product is annotated as acetylcholinesterase type 2. Gene Ontology annotation, biological process: acetylcholine catabolic process in synaptic cleft; choline metabolic process. The record is from RefSeq and is a predicted model, not a curated record. Lineage: Eukaryota; Metazoa; Arthropoda; Insecta; Lepidoptera; Noctuidae. Gene Ontology annotation, cellular component: plasma membrane. Gene Ontology annotation, molecular function: acetylcholinesterase activity.
UCGAUGGGGACGCAUCGCGGUCGGUCUCUCCCGAAAUAUUAUUACUUUAUUACCAUUCAAAACGCGAGUGAGUGUCUGUGAACUUCUAUCAACUUUAAGUGUCAGAUUAAUAAGACGCUUCCCUUCCACGACCGGUCCACUCAAGGUCAUCGAUCAGCAAUUUGACACCUGUUGUGUUUAUAUACUAUAUGUAUGUAAUUUCAUAUGUAAUAUAAAAUAAACAGUAAUAUUGUGUAACAUUGUACACCCGCAGCAGCAUAUCGAGUGCCACUAGAAAUGUGUUUCAAUAAGUAUCUUAUCAAGCUGGCGGACUACUUCAGAUUGUACUCUGACACGUCUCGUUAAGGCUCGUGUGAAUAAAAAUUAUUCGAGAUGAUCAGCAACACGAAGAUUGUGUUCACCAAGCUCCUCCUCUGCUGCAUCGUGUCAGGAGCCUGGACGCGGUCAUGGGCAAACCACCACGAUACCACUACCUCAACCACACAAACAACCCCCACCACGAGUCAAGCACCAAAGAAUUUCCACAAUGAUCCACUCAUCGUCGAGACGAAAAGUGGGCUCGUCAAAGGUUACGCUAAGACAGUAAUGGGGAGAGAGGUACACAUCUUCACCGGUAUUCCGUUCGCGAAGCCUCCGCUAGGACCGUUAAGAUUCCGCAAACCGGUACCCAUCGACCCGUGGCACGGAGUACUUGAAGCCACAGCGAUGCCAAAUAGCUGUUAUCAAGAACGGUACGAAUAUUUUCCCGGUUUUGAGGGAGAAGAAAUGUGGAAUCCAAAUACAAACAUAUCAGAAGACUGUCUCUAUCUAAACAUUUGGGUUCCGCAACAUUUACGAGUUCGUCAUCAUCAAGAUAAACCUCUUACGGAGAGGCCCAAAGUGCCAAUACUAGUGUGGAUUUACGGUGGCGGCUACAUGAGUGGCACGGCAACACUCGACCUAUAUAAAGCAGACAUAAUGGCUUCUUCCAGUGAUGUAAUAGUAGCAUCUAUGCAGUAUAGGGUGGGCGCGUUCGGAUUUUUAUACUUGAAUAAAUAUUUUUCGCCGGGCAGUGAAGAGGCUCCGGGAAAUAUGGGCUUAUGGGAUCAACAACUUGCGAUUCGUUGGAUUAAAGAUAAUGCGCGCGCUUUUGGAGGUGACCCCGAAUUGAUAACAUUAUUUGGUGAGUCGGCUGGAGGGGGGAGCGUGAGUUUGCAUAUGCUUUCCCCAGAAAUGAAAGGAUUAUUCAAAAGAGGAAUAUUGCAAUCUGGGACGCUCAACGCUCCGUGGAGUUGGAUGACAGGAGAGAGAGCACAAGACAUAGGAAAAGUUUUAGUAGACGAUUGUAAUUGCAACAGUAGUCUUCUUGCCGCUGACCCAAGUUUAGUAAUGGACUGCAUGCGUGGAGUGGAUGCAAAAACUAUAUCAGUACAGCAGUGGAAUUCGUACACUGGCAUUUUGGGAUUCCCGUCAGCGCCGACAGUGGACGGCGUGUUUUUGCCCAAAGAUCCGGACACAAUGAUGAAAGAAGGCCAUUUCCAUAAUACCGAAGUGCUUCUUGGAAGUAAUCAAGACGAAGGAACCUAUUUCUUGCUCUACGAUUUCCUCGACUAUUUUGAAAAAGACGGACCGAGUUUUCUGCAGCGGGAGAAAUUUCUUGAAAUCGUCGACACUAUCUUCAAGGACUUUUCCAAAAUUAAGAGGGAGGCUAUCGUUUUUCAAUAUACGGACUGGGAGGAAAUUACCGAUGGUUAUCUGAACCAAAAAAUGAUUGCAGACGUGGUGGGAGACUACUUCUUCGUGUGCCCCACUAAUUACUUUGCGGAAGUGUUGGCGGAUUCGGGCGUCGAAGUUUACUACUAUUACUUUACCCACCGUACCAGCACAAGUCUGUGGGGCGAAUGGAUGGGCGUGAUGCAUGGCGAUGAGAUGGAGUACGUCUUCGGGCAUCCAUUGAACAUGUCUCUCCAGUAUCACACCAGGGAGAGAGACCUGGCUGCUCACAUCAUGCAGUCAUUCACCAGAUUCGCACUGACUGGUAAGCCUCAUAAGCCUGAUGAGAAAUGGCCGCUGUACUCUCGUUCGUCGCCUCACUACUACACAUACACUGCGGAUGGCACUAGCGGACCUGCUGGACCUCGAGGACCUCGAGCCUCCGCCUGCGCUUUUUGGAAUGACUUCCUCAACAAGCUCAAUGAAUUGGAGCACAUGCCGUGUGAUGGAGCUGUGACAGGGCCAUACAGCAGCGUAGCUGGCACCACACUACCCAUAGUGCUGCUGACAACGCUUGCCACAACCGUCGCGUUGUAAACGCAGCAUAUCACCGCUUGAAUGAUUCAAGCGAAUAUUUAAGCAUUAGGAAAAGAGUAGAAAAAAUAUUUAUACAAACUAGAACAAUAACAAUGCAAAUUAAUGUUUUCCUUCACAAAUAAUUAUAAAAUAUGAGUUUCAUUGCGAUAAUGUCAUAAAAUCAUGUAUCAAAUUGUCUCAAGAAAAUUUAUAUUUUAUACUUAUUUGUGAAGAUCUAGGCGAGUCAGCAAAAGGCGUUUCGAAUUUUAAUAUUUGCUACUAAAGUACUAGAGGUAAUUGUUGUAUUAAUUAAAUAUAUUUUAUCGAAAUCUUACAUAUCACUGGCGUGUGGAACGUGAAACGAAAGACAAGGACAAUGGAUCGAAAAUUAUGAAAAAGGAACUUUAAAAAGUGAAAUCGUGAUGUGAAUUUGUACGAGAUUAUGAAGAAGGACGUUAUUUAGAAGAUGUUAUAUUUCUUUUCUUGUAUUAUAAUAAUAUUGUAGAAAAAGUAUGUUGAAUGUUAAAUAAUUUAGUUACAAUGUUCCUGUAACUAGUUGUUUCGUAUGUUUGAUGUUUCAUGUAUUUAGUUAAUGUGUAUUCCAUGUUAUGAGUAUGAAUAUUAUUAUAUAAAUGUCGGCGGAUUAUUAUAAUACCUAUGCGUAUUGAAUAAUUUAUUAUUAUACUUAGAGAAAGUACUUGUACGUCGGCUUUCAUUGUUAAAGCGAAGCUUUCACACACGACAGUUUGAUAAAUCACUAUACAUAUCAAAGUGUGCCUCUGCUUAAAUAGCAAAAUGACAACUUAUUCGUAGCAAAAUUUUACGAUUUUAUAUAUUUAAUGGUAAUAUAGAAGUCGAGUGUAUACUGUGAGAUGAAUUUUUAUCAAUAUAUUUACUACUAUUGUAUUUAGGACGCUAAUAUUCGUACCACUUGAGGAUCUUAUGAACUCCAAAUUCUUAUGACUUCGAACAGAUAAUAGUAUAUUUUGUGAAUAUUCCCUUCUUUAGUAUAGAUGCGAUAUUCUGAACGCUGAGUAGACUUAUGUGUACCUUACUUAUUGUAUUUGAUAGGCAAAGCACAAGAUACCGUAAAUCAAUUUAGUACAAUUAAGUCACAUGAUUCUGACACUUGUUUCUUAACACGGUUGAGUACAUUUUCUCUUGACACUAUCGAAAUCGUAUACAUAUCAUUAAUGUAAACAUACAUAUCAAAUAUAUUUAUGAAGAAAUUAUAUACAGGUGUCUAUUCGUCUUCACAAUAGCAGUGAAUUCCGAAACAGUACGUAAUUCGUAGCUUAAUAACGCUUUAAGUGAAAAAAUAUCUUAUGAACUUAGUAACAAUUUUUAUACUUUUAACAUUAUAUUUGUACUAAAAAACGUUAGCGGUAAUCAAAUAUUUAUACCUAUGCGAACGUCAAUUACUAUCCUUGAACAAAUUGGAAGGCGGCGGGAGUAUUAAAAGAAAGUGGCCAUGCUUACUCAAACCAUCAAGAAAAAUAUUGAUUUAGUACUAAAUUGUAUCUAUUUUCACCUUUCCUCAUAUUUAAAACUGUCCUUGAAACACGGUAUUCCCCCUUUUGUGAGCACGAAGUAGUUUUAUAAUUUAACAACGGACUUUUUAUACAAAAUUUAACUGUAUUCCCUAAAGAAUAUAGAGUUUAUUGUAACAUUGGCAAAGAUGCACAACACUCGCUUUCUUGUUGAAUUAAGCACAAUUUGAGAAGUUGUAUGGGAUAGCUUUAAUUAGUAAGAAUAAGAUGUAAAGUGAUCUAAAUAAGAAAUGUAUUAUAAGUAGCAAUUUCAAAUAAUGUUAGGAUCAGUUUCAACCAAAAUGUUAAUUUAAAUCAUGUUGUAAUAAUGCUUCAACAAAUUAAUGUAAAACUAAAUACAGACAUUAUAUAUUUUGUAGUUAUAUUAUUAAAUAGUUGAUACAUUACGUUCACGUUUAUUAAAAUAAAAGGAAUAUUGCACUUAAUUUUAAUACAGUUAUCUUUUCGAUAUUAUUCGAAAUCUAUUUAUUAUAAGGAAUUCUUGUUACUUACUUGUGUCAAACUUAUAGUACGUGCAAUCAGCCUUGACUAUUUUAUAUAACCCUUUUGCGAACGUUAAUUCCACUGUUAUAUACUUUUGACUACCUAUCUGAUAGUUUGGUUACAAUAAAGAGUGUAAUUUUAAUUAAAACAAAACCAGCUUGGUGAUUUGGUACGCAAGUAACAAAAUAAAGAUUUAUUCAGCUCUCGUUAUAGUAAGUCGUAUGUACACGAAGCUAAGCGUUGUACAACCACGAUUGCUUGACUCAGUAAGUACCGAUGAUUACUGUGUGGAUGUUCUGCAAUGAAUCAAUCUGUUUUUUUACCUGCAAAUCAAAUUAUUUGGCUGAUUUAAAAAAACUCAACAUAUAUAUUAUAAUGAACAAAAUAAAUACAUAAUAAUAUUGUAUUAUGAAACCAUUUACUUUAUUUUUUUAACGGGCCUAAAACUUGAUUUCCACACAUAUAGAUCUAUGUUAUGGUAAAGGUAGGAUUAGUCCUGCAUACUAUCGCUGUACGAGACGAUAUCAAUACGUACCGUUGGUAUAUAUUUGUUAUAUAACCUACUCAUUAGGCGUAGUAUAUAGUUUAGUACGUAAGUCUUAGUAUUGAUGUGAUUGCCAUUAGAAUUUUACGUAACUAACUGGACUAUCUUAUUUUCUCUCUGCAAUUGUGACUAUGUAGGCAGAUUAUCCAUACUAAUUAAUCAAAAUAUAUGCGUAAACAAUAGUUUUUAACAAUGUAUGUAUGUAAAACAGCUCUUAAAUGUGUAGUCAAUUAGAGAAAAUCUAAAAUGGUAUUAUUUGUUAGAUAAGUUAAAUGUUAAAUGUUAUUUGUGUAAGCUUACAUCUGUUAUGCAAACGAUAAUAGUAGUUACUGCUUUACAAAUUAGGUGCUAAUUUAAUGUGUGUAUAUAUGAGUGUGCACAUUCGUUUUAUCUAAAACUAAAUUGCAGAUGACGUCGACAAUAUGUGUUUUAUAUGUUAUAUCCAGUGUCGUGUGCUAUCAAUGCUUUCAGUAGAUGAAAAAAAAAUAGCUGUAUGACUUGAUUUCCUUCACAGGUUUAUAUAAUAUUACGCUAAAAUUACUAUCAACAUUAGUUAUUAUUGUAAUAGAUUUUGAAUGUCGAUAUAUUUAGUAUAUUUUUAUUAUUAAAGUAAAUUCGUUUGUACAGUUGCACGAAUAUUUAUUUCACUGUAGCGGAAUAAACUAUUUUUGUCCAAAUACUGUUACACAAUAGUAUAUUGCUUUUAAAUAAGUACUAUUUGUUUAUUAUCUCUAUCCAAAAAAUUAC